UGGUAUCAUUUGUCGAACAACAACAUCGCUGAAACAUUGCUGAAUACCUUCCAAUCAGUGCACACGCUCUGUAAAAAGAGUCUAUACUUCAGUCCUUCACGACUCCAACUCGAAAACUCCACAGACGUCAAUCAGAAGAUGCUCGCUAUUUUCGCUCUCAAAGCCAAAACCAUCAUCCUGUAACAAAAACCAUCAACUCGCUAUCAUAUACUCGCUGCAAUGCACCCUUUGCCCAUCCCAUCCCAAAAACUCCCCAUCCUCACCACACCAUGCACACCCAACAUAAGAAAAAACCCGCGCGUCGGCACUCUCAAAACACCAACAUUCCCAAACCAAGUUAGCCCAAACAUGCUUCCCAUGAGGGGGUAUACCCAUGCACACGGAAAAAGGAAAAAACAGUCCCAUGUGGUUAAACAAUCCCAACAGACACCAAUGAAACAACAUAAUAAAGUGGACAACAAAGGGGAACCGAAUCCAAGUUCACACCAGAAGGGGUAUUCUAGCCAUGGACCCGUGACGUGGCGUAGGCGGACAUUAGACGUUAUCACUAACAUCUCGACUCGUGAGAUGGCGGGUAUAGGAGGGUAUAUGUGGAGGGUAGAGGCAACCUUUGCCCCAACACCGAAGCGUCGAGCCGCGAGUUGGCUUCUUACUCGAACGUUGCCUUGCUGGACGCCUGGACGCGCCGCAUGCAGACGCGCUGCAGACAGACAAUGGAGCCGUGGCUUGAUCAAUUGCAGCAUGCCAUACGGCCCGAAGAUGUGGUCUGCUGGGCGUCACGCGGCCGCAGGGACCUUGAUCUUCUUCGGCAAUGAGCCGUCCUGAGGCAUAUUUAGCCCGGGCCGAAUGCUGCCACGUGGGAUGCGUCCAAGGGGCAGGGUAGCUUCAUGCCGGUGUUGUUCCGGGAGCGCGAUGAGACCCUCGAUUGGGAGAGACCAAAGGCCUCGAGAGACAUGAAGAGUUCCAAAAGCACGUCUAAAUGCUACCGCGGCGGAUCUUGAGGGUUCUGUUGAUUGCGCGGAGAGCCAUGGCGACUCUCAC
Molecule: messenger RNA, 1041 nt
Organism: Westerdykella ornata
Lineage: Eukaryota; Fungi; Ascomycota; Dothideomycetes; Pleosporales; Sporormiaceae
Exons: 1
Coding region: 220-825 (201 amino acids)
Source: RefSeq, a predicted model, not a curated record